This is a messenger RNA of Ambispora gerdemannii, 201 nucleotides long. NCBI's taxonomy places the organism in Eukaryota, Fungi, Glomeromycota, Glomeromycetes, Archaeosporales, Ambisporaceae. The record is from the annotation of a GenBank genome assembly.
AUGAAGUCUAGAAAAGAAGCUUUAUGGAAGCUAGUUGACCUUCUUGAAGAGAUAUUUGGAUCUUCAGAUCCUACUCAGCACGAUCUGCUCAAUAAUACGACACAAAACACUGAUGAAGGAUUCAAAAAUCUUUUUAGUUGCUAUGAGAUAGGGAAAAGUCGUCUAUUUUCAAUAUAUAGACAGGAUGUGAAUAAGUCAGAG